GGGACAUGCAUGUAUGAGAUCUAUCAGAGCUACAAGAAGCAUGAGUUCAAAUGUCUUUCAAGUCAAAAUAACUCUUAACUAUUCCAUACUGAUGCCGGUCUGCCUUUGUCUACGGUUGCAUUCUUUAAGCGCUUCGUAUUCCGUUUAGCCGCCGGGCGCGACCCAAUGGAACAGCCUCCUCUCCCCGCACAGCCCCGAGCUCCAAGCUGAUGUUACUAUUCUUGAUGCGGCUGACCUUGCCUCCUGUAGCCUUGUUCCUGCCUAGACGAUAGGGCAAUUUCUUUCUUUCCCCAGACUACUUUACCCUCGUUCUACGGAAUCGAUGCACUCGCUAUUGCAUCUCCACGCCCUCCGCAUUCAACCCGCAUCGCAUAUCACAUUCCGCAGAUCCCAAUCCGCAGAUCGACAGGACCGAACUCAAGAUGCCCUCCCUACGAGACAUCUUACACAAACGUGAAGACCUCAGCGAGAAGUCUUCUGCACCAUCAACAACCCCCCAGAACCCGCCAUCAUCCCCGCCACAACCCGAGAUCACCUUUCUACGAUCCGACACCUUCGGCCAAGAAGUAAUCACCCCGCCAGCACACCCACACGACGAGCACACGAGCACUCCAAGUGCAACCCCCGAGUCCCCCCGUCUCGCCUCCUCCAAUUCCCGCCGCAGUCACUUCUUCCAGCGCUCCAACUCUUCGCGCUCACUCUCCAGCCCUUCUCCCCCUCGUCCCCGCCGCGAUCGUCGCCUGUCAAAUCUGCUUAACCGUCGCAGCCGCAGUGACUCGCAAGAGUCAUCAUCGCAUAUUCCCGAGGGGUUGCCGCAGAUUGAGGACGACCAGGGUGUGGAUAAACAGGAGCGGGAGGCGCAAUGGGAAAAACGGGCAACGGUGCUGGUACAGAAAAAUCCGCACUUUGGGCAAUCGCCGCCGCCAUCCGUGGGGGACUUGUCAUUGCCCAGUGGUGGACAGGAGAGAUCAAGGAGUUCUAGUCACAGUCGCGUUGGAGAUCAACAGGAUGACAUUAAUAUCCAAGAGGCUAUUCGACUGCACGAAGCUGGAGAUUUAGAACGAUCGACUAUGAUGUUCGGCCAACUAGCCGACCCUAACGGUCACAAUAACCCUUUGAGCCAAGUUCUCUACGGCUUAGCUCUGAGACACGGCUGGGGAUGCACGAAAGACGAGGCGCGCGCAGUAACAUACCUCUCGGCUGCGGCCAAAAACUCGGCCGCUGUUGAGUCCGAGGCUCUCCGUGCAGGUAUGAAGAAGGGCGGCGUUGCAAAAGGCGAGCUGGUCCUCGCUAUUUUCGAGCUCGCGAAUUGCUUCCGCAUGGGCUGGGGCGUCAAGAAGGAUCCCGCUGCCGCAAGGCAGUAUUACGAGACCGCCGCGAAUCUGGGUGAUACCGAUGCCAUGGACCAAAUUGCGUGGUGUUAUCUGGAGGGUUUUGGCGGGAAGAAGGAUAAGUUCAAGGCAGCCAAAUACUAUCGACUGGCCGAGGAGAAUGGGAGUCCUACGGUUGGAAACUCUUGGAUCUGGAAAGAAAAGUACAAUCCCAAAUAAGGGGGUUGCAUGACAUGAAUGGACCUUGAGGUUUUCCCUUGCAGAGUUCUAAAAGCUCCGAUGAUUUUUCGGUCAUGAUCACGUUGACGAAUUUCUUACAUCUUGCAUAUAUACCGGAUAUUGUCUGGCAACGCUUGGCGUUCUCCUUCCGUUGUAGUGCUCACUUUCUCGCCGCUUUUGCUCAAUGAGUAGGAUUGAGCUGACCCCUGAGCGACCUAACGAAGCUGCUCUGUGGUCAGUACGUAAUCAGGGUGACCUACUCACUAAGCCCGGUCCGAGUAACUAUCCUAAUUUACUCACUCAGCCUAAAUGCAG
Molecule: messenger RNA, 1865 nt
Organism: Penicillium brasilianum
Lineage: Eukaryota; Fungi; Ascomycota; Eurotiomycetes; Eurotiales; Aspergillaceae
Source: the annotation of a GenBank genome assembly